AUGGGCGGACAGUGCUGCUGCUUAUCCGCCGAGGAGAAGGCGAAUCGGAUGAUGAGCUUGGAGAUUGAGCGGCGGCUGCGCCAGGACAAGCGCGAUUCGCGCAAGGAGCUCAAACUGCUGCUGCUGGGUACAGGAGAAAGUGGGAAAAGUACAUUUAUUAAGCAAAUGAGGAUUAUUCAUGGAUCAGGCUAUUCAGAAGAAGAUCGGAAAGCCUUCACAAAAUUGGUUUAUCAAAACAUAUGUUCUUCCAUGCAAGCUAUGAUCAGAGCCAUGGAUACUUUACAAAUACCAUACUCAUCUGAGCAGAGCAAGGAGGAUGGCCAGAGGAUUGAAGAAGUGGAUGUAGACAGAUUAACGACACUGGAAAGAAAACACGUGGAAGCAAUUAAGAGGCUGUGGGAGGACUCCGGAAUCCAAACAUGCUACAACAGGCGGAGAGAAUACCAGUUGACAGAUUCGGCAAAAUAUUACCUAUCAGACAUAGACCGUAUUGCCGUGCCAUCAUUUGUACCAACUGAGCAAGAUGUUCUCAGGGUGAGAGUGCCAACCACUGGAAUUAUUGAAUAUCCUUUUCAGCUAGAAAAUAUUAUUUUUAGAAUGGUCGAUGUUGGUGGACAGAGGUCAGAAAGAAGGAAGUGGAUUCACUGCUUUGAAAGUGUGACCUCCAUAAUAUUCUUAGUUGCUCUGAGCGAAUAUGAUCAAGUCUUGGCAGAAUCUGACAAUGAGAAUCGUUUGGAAGAAAGCAAGGCCUUAUUUAAAACAAUAAUCACAUACCCUUGGUUUAUGAACUCUUCGGUCAUCUUGUUCUUAAAUAAAAAAGAUCUUUUGGAAGAGAAGAUUAUGUUCUCCCAUUUGGCCACCUAUUUCCCACAGUUUACAGGACCCAAGCAAGACGUCAAAGCUGCUAGGGAGUUCAUUCUGCAGUUAUACAAGGAUCAGGUUCCAGACAAAGAGAAAAUCUAUUACCAUUUCACAUGUGCCACUGACACAGAGAACAUUCGAUUUGUCUUUGCUGCUGUCAGAGACACCAUCCUGAAUUUGAAUCUAAGGGAGUUCAACCUGGCAUAA
This is a messenger RNA of Elgaria multicarinata webbii, 1068 nucleotides long. RefSeq names its product guanine nucleotide-binding protein subunit alpha-14-like. The transcript has 7 exons. Bases 1 to 1068 code for a protein of 355 amino acids. Gene Ontology annotation, biological process: action potential; phospholipase C-activating dopamine receptor signaling pathway; adenylate cyclase-modulating G protein-coupled receptor signaling pathway. The record is from RefSeq and is a predicted model, not a curated record. Gene Ontology annotation, molecular function: G protein-coupled receptor binding; G-protein beta/gamma-subunit complex binding; GTPase activity. Gene Ontology annotation, cellular component: heterotrimeric G-protein complex. NCBI's taxonomy places the organism in Eukaryota, Metazoa, Chordata, Lepidosauria, Squamata, Anguidae.